AUGCCAGCCCCAACCGUUCCGCCAUUCCUCCUUCCGAGAGGCCUACCUACCGCCCGCACCCUACGCACCCUGCAGCAGCAGCAACGCGCCAUCAACAAUGCCCGCUGCUUCACCUCGAGCAGCCCAGCAUCAGCCAAAAAAUCCGACAAAGGCCGCACCCUAGCCCAACCAGACAAGUUUCGGCCCCCAUCCCAUCCAGCCCGCCUGGUCGCGGCGCGCACCUCGCCAACAGGGCAACCAAUCAAUUAUGGGCCCCGCCUGACGGAAGCACAACGCGAAGCCCAAAAGACAAAGCAAUACCCCAACAUGUUCCCGCCGGAGGGAACAGUCAUGUUCAAGUUCCUCACGAGUCGUUGGAUCCACGUAUGGAUCGCCAUGUCCAUCUUGACCUCGCUCGCGGUCUUUGUCUUUUCUACGAACUUCAAAGCCAGGUCGCCCUUUGCGCACCUGCUUCCGGCGUGGUCGGGUCUUUUCUCGCAUCCUAUUGAUACCGUUUCGCAAUUCUUGCAGGUGUGGAGGAUGGACGUGCAGCAUAAUUCGCUGCGUGUGAGGGAGCAGAGACAUCGGAGGAUCGAGGAUGCGGAGAAGAGGAGGCAGUAUCGUGUUGCGCAUGGGCUAGAGGAGCCGAAUGAGUCGGAUAAGAAGGCACAGGAAGGAAAGGACGGGAAGGUGGUGGAGGUGGAUGAUCAGAGCCCUGUCGCUGUGGGUGAAGGCGAGUUUGUGGAUUGGGAGGGAAAGAGGAAGCCUGUUAAGAAGUGGCUUGGAAUUUGGUGA
Messenger RNA from Penicillium maclennaniae, 774 nucleotides. RefSeq lists its product as uncharacterized. The transcript has a single exon. Bases 1 to 774 code for a protein of 257 amino acids. The record is from RefSeq and is a predicted model, not a curated record. NCBI's taxonomy places the organism in Eukaryota, Fungi, Ascomycota, Eurotiomycetes, Eurotiales, Aspergillaceae.